Messenger RNA from Symbiodinium necroappetens, 2649 nucleotides. The record is from the annotation of a GenBank genome assembly. NCBI's taxonomy places the organism in Eukaryota, Dinophyceae, Suessiales, Symbiodiniaceae.
GCAUCAUACUUGGAGAUCACCUUGUCCAGGCUGUUCAACGUAUUGGAUUUGGAAGAAGCCGCAACUGCGAUAAUUGUGCAUUUAGCAGACUUCGACGAGGAAUGGGUGCUGAAUACUGCCAGCAAGCUGAAUGAAGGAUUCACCAACGAAGUCUUGGAGGGCGACUUGCACGUCAUACAUGCACCGCGGGACAUCUACCCACUGAAACAAGCCAAUGUUGACGAGAGUGUGCGAGGUUGGGAGGAGAAGUUGAAUGGUCAGUGGAUCAAGGCCACCGCUGUCAAGCUGUCAGAUUUCGUGAAUGAGAAGGGCGUGCUGCUCAAGUUUGGUGACAGCCCGAAGAGAACGUGGUGGAGGACGAAGCAGAAUCUGGACUAUACAUUCCUGAUGUGGUACGCGUCGAACAUGUCGGAGUACUAUAUGCAACUGGAAGAUGAUGUCCAUCCGGUUCCAAGCUUUGCUGCCUUCGUGCGGAGUGCCCUGGAGAGGUCCUUGAUUGGCAACCCUUGGGUCAUGCCCCGACUUCUUCUGACUCGGUGUUUUCAGGCCGAGGCCGCCAAGAAGGGACCUGAGGAAGUCAAGAAGCUGCCAAAUCUGAGGAGCGAACUCUCCACGUAUUACCUUGACAAGUCCUUGCCCCGGGUCUUCCUUGUGGAUGAGGUGGAUAAAAAUGCAUCAAAGCCCAAGAUCGCCGCAAACGGAGUUUCCAGCUCAAGAUACCCGAGGGCAACGGUCGAAAGCACCAUGAAGACGUACCAGCACUUUACUCCUCAAGCUGCCUACCCACCGGGCGACCCACUGGGAUUCUGGACGGCGGAUACCUGCUCAGAGAAGGGCAAGGAUGACUUGUCCUGUGCAAGCCAGAAGUACUUCAGACUCAAGCUGAACGACGCCUUCUCCGCAAAGAGAGCCCAGGUUAUCAUUCGUCAAGGCCGCAAGGGCCACGAGGCAGACUUCAUCCGAAAGGGAGAACUACGAGUUUCUCAUAGGAGCGACUGCAGCGACCCCAGCAGACUCACAGAGAUCUCCAAGCCGGAGGAGGUCUGGGAAGGCAAGCUGGAGGCUGUAACAUGCUUGGACAUCGGUUUGCGUGAAAGUCAAGCCGAGUGGGUUUCCAUCCGGGAGAUAGUGUUGCAGAGUCUUGACGUCGAGAAGCAGGCUACCACUCCGGCACCGGAGGAGCCGCCGCCGAAGGCAGAUGUACAGCAUUCGCAGUAUUCGCUGCAGCAUGCUUUGUUGGCAGCACUUGUUGGCUUUUCUGCAGGCGGCCUUGCCUGGCUUGCUGUUUGGGCCUGCCAGUGUGCGUGUCGCGAUGUGACAGCAGCUUCCGGGCUGCUGAGUUGGUGGACUCUGUACUACCUGGUCGCACUUGACACUCUCAUCUGCUUCUUCGUGACUCCUAGCGAGUCUUCCAAACCACUGAUUGGGGUCCCUCAAGCUUUCAGCAUGCCACGGCCUGUGCCCUCGAGGCGUUUGCAGUUUCAGGCCGUAUGCAAGUCGGGAGAACCUCGCAAAGAAGCACUGGCUCUCGAUUGGCGCUCUAUGGGCUCUGGAAUUUUGAGGAUCAGUCCGCAGAAGUUGGUGCAUCUUGGCCCUGGCCCAGAUCCCCGGGACCCCAAACAGGUCCAACGUUCAAGAGCCCUCGUUUCUCUUGGGUUUAUCCUGGAUCCGACCCUCGAGCUCGCCGAGAGCAUCCUCGAAGGGCUGCUCAACUCUGGCGACGCUGUGGUUGGGAUCCUCGUGGCUCACGGUUCCCUUGGGCAGCGUGGGCAGCGCCAGAGCUUGCUUCAAGGCAUCGAGGCCGUGCUGCGGAAGCUCAGUCCCGACAAGCAAGCGCUUGUGCAUCUAUUGGAUCCUUCACCGGACUUAUACCCAGAGCCUUCCCGCCACCCUGACAACAUCAACCUGGCGCUUUUGAUCCAAUUCCUUCGGCCGCUGGCUGAGAAUUUCAUGUCUCUGGAGUGGGGAAGUCCUCUGGCCCAGGAUUACCCAAUGCUAAUUCAGAGGCACAUCAACCUCCUGACUUCACAGAAGGUCCCCUGGCUCUGCAUCCAUUUCAGUAAAUUGGGGCAUCAUCGGAAGCUCAUCCGCUCCAAGAUCUUGCACCGGUGGAUGGAGAUGCUGGUGAUGUUUCCUCUAACACCCGCAGACGCGUUGUACUGGGACUUCGUUGAUGUUGUUGGCAAUCAGACAGUGCCCAAGGCUCUCGCAUUAGGUGGUGCCAAAGGCGAGCGAUCAGACAUCAGAAUACUAUAUGCCAAGGACAAAGAGGCAAUUCUGGAGCAUCUCGGGGAUGUUUCGUCCUUGCAGGGAAAAGUCCAACGAGCCACGGAAGUAUGGUUCAAGAAGAACCCGCUCCUGGACUCGUUGUUCGACAACCCUCCUGCAGAGCUCACCAGCAACAUGGAGGGCCGGUCAGAUCUCUUGCAGUCUCUCUACGACGACUCUGACCUCCGUGAGAAGGUCACCUGUGGUGGGCAUGAAGCAAAGCAUUGCCGCGAUUGCCCCAAAGGACAUGGUUCAAGCUGGUGCAACGUUGAUUGCGGAUGGGCUAACGGUCAGUGCAAAGCCAUCUACAAGACCUCAGAUGUCACUGCACCGGCACUGGAGGGCUCCUGGGUGGAGUUGACCUUCAAGCAAGCCCAUGAU